AUGAACCUGCUGAGCGGUGAACCGUUGCUGAAGAUAAACUUCUUCCGCUGGGUCGAAUGGAUGGAUACGAUCAACGGGAUCAAUCUGUUCGCUAGCCACCGGCUUGGCCGCUACUUUCAGCGUGCGUUCUAUGUGCUGCAGUUAGCCCAACUUCUGGUUGCCUAUAAUCUCGUCGUUGGCUGUCUGCAAAACACCACGCUGGAAGAGUUUGCCAAGCGUUUCAACGAAUUCGGUGGCAUCCUGCUGACCUUCUCGCGUCUGAUCGUCAUCAACCACCACAAGAGUGAUCUUCGGCGAACGGCAAAUUUCAUCAACCUGUCGGCCUUUCAUUGGCUUAACGAGCGUGCGGAUACCAUACGAAACCGUACCCUGGUCAAUGCUCGCAAGUUCCUUACGACGCUCCUGUUUGUGCAGAUCGUGACGUUGGUGUUCUGGUUUCUGUUGACCGAGUACCAGGCUCGCAAGCAGAAUGUUCUGCUGCCAAUGCUCCCCCACCUCCCGUUCGGUGAUACCGCCCAGUGGCCCGAAGCAGCAAAGCUAGCGUUCCGAUUGUACUUCUACCUCGGCUACUCUCAGCUAAUGUUUACCUUCUUCGGUAGCUACGUGAUCACGAGCUGUUACCUCCUGGCGCUCACCAUCGAGCUGCGUAUCUUGAACGAUUCGUACAAAGAUGCUCCGUUGGAACUAGCGGCGUUGGUGAGCUUCGUCAAAGAGCGAUCGAUCUAUAAGAGUGCUCUGCACGAGCAUAUCGACAUCGUCAAGCGGUUAAUGAACGGUGGUGUGCUGCUCGAGCUCGUCUUCAUCGUCGGUCUGCUAACGAUCAAUGGGUUGCGGUUGUGCACGAUGACGAGUGAUUGGAUCGAGGUGGCACUCUCGAGCAGCAUGAUUUUGAUCUACCUGUUCGAGUUGUUCCAGUACUGUUGGCAGGUCGAUGAGAUAGAACUACUGCACAAGCAGCACUCGUUCGCAGUUUAUUCUACACCAUGGACCGGAGCGAUCCGACCGCUCAAGGCAUUUCUGCUCAUCACAAUCCCUGCGUCACAGAAACCACUCUGUUUCAUGUGCGGCGACAUGUAUCAACUCUCGGCCACGCUGUUUGCUUCGAUGUUGCAGUUCAUCUACUCGCUGUUGAUGAUGCUGCUACAGUUUAACUGA
Anopheles aquasalis is the source of this 1155-nucleotide messenger RNA. RefSeq lists its product as uncharacterized. Gene Ontology annotation, molecular function: olfactory receptor activity; odorant binding. Gene Ontology annotation, cellular component: plasma membrane. Gene Ontology annotation, biological process: sensory perception of smell; detection of chemical stimulus involved in sensory perception of smell. The record is from RefSeq and is a predicted model, not a curated record. Lineage: Eukaryota; Metazoa; Arthropoda; Insecta; Diptera; Culicidae.